This is a messenger RNA of Nothoprocta perdicaria, 973 nucleotides long. RefSeq names its product GTP binding protein 8 (putative) (gene GTPBP8). The transcript is spliced from 7 exons. Gene Ontology annotation, cellular component: mitochondrion. Bases 1 to 666 code for a protein of 221 amino acids. The record is from RefSeq and is a predicted model, not a curated record. Gene Ontology annotation, molecular function: GTP binding. NCBI's taxonomy places the organism in Eukaryota, Metazoa, Chordata, Aves, Tinamiformes, Tinamidae.
AUGCAGCAGGUGCUGACAAAAAUCGACCGUGUAUCCAAGGGAGUCUUGCUAAAGAACGUGCUGGACAUCCAGGAGUUUGUGAAGGAAGAAACUCGGGGCUGCUGCCAGCAGCUCUUCCUGGUCAGCCAGGUCUGCUUCAUCGGCCGCAGCAACGUGGGCAAGUCCUCCCUCAUCCGCGCACUCUUCGCGCUCAGCCCCGACAGCGUGGAGGUCCGCGUGUCCAAAACGCCCGGCCACACAAAGAAGAUGAAUUUCUUCAACGUAGGGAAGUAUUUUACUCUGGUGGACAUGCCCGGCUAUGGCUACCGCGCCCCGCAGGACUUUGUGGAGAUGGUGGAGGCCUAUCUGCAGGAACGGCCCAACUUGAAGAGAACUUUCUUAUUAGUGGAUGGAGUAGUCGGACUCCAGAAAACUGAUCACAUCGGCAUAGAGAUGUUGGAAGAGUUCGGGAUUCCUUACGUGCUGGUGCUGACAAAAAUCGACCGCGUAUCCAAGGGAGUCUUGCUAAAGAAUGUCCUGAAGAUCCAGGAGUUUGUGAAGGAGGAGACUCAGGGGUGCUUCCCUCAGCUCUUCCUGGUCAGCGCGCUCGAGUAUUCGGGGGUGCACUUGCUGAGGUGCUUCAUAGCCCACGUUACGGGAAACCUGCCUCUCAUGGAGGGUGACUGAGCAGAUCCUGAACCCCUCGGCAUGUGCAGGACAAGAGUCCGGGCUGGUUUCAGACCUUGCUGUGGAUCCCACGUAGAGCUCUGCAGCUGCGCCCUGACCCACAAAGCAGAGACGCGCGCUYGUUCCGUGCACCUUUCCGUGCGGCUGCCGAAGCACAGCAGUGGCGCCCUGCAUUUUUAGGGGUGCUGCCACAGCUGGCAAAGCUUUGUCCCACAGCAGCUGCAUCUGGCUAAGAGGAGAUGUGGGUCUCUGUCCCGGGGAGACCAAACCCGGCCGGUUACGGUGCCAGAAAGACUGAAUGUCAGCA